CACAAUGGAUUGCAACCUCCGACUCAAGCAUUUCCUGAUCGCCCACAGACGAACUCCGUUUUUAUGUGCGAAGCACCUCCCCCAUAUCCCGGAAUUGGACCAGAUCGAGAGCCGAUGCCGACCGAACAAUUGCAUCGAGCUGGUACAGCCUCACCACCUCCGUAUGCAGCUGACACUGAAGGCUUGAGAAGAAGACAUUGA
Cylicostephanus goldi is the source of this 201-nucleotide messenger RNA. NCBI's taxonomy places the organism in Eukaryota, Metazoa, Nematoda, Chromadorea, Rhabditida, Strongylidae. The record is from the annotation of a GenBank genome assembly.